AUGCGCUUGUCCCUCAGUACUACACACGGUGGACAAGGCGUCACGCUGCAAACUCCAACCCAAACCUCGGCGUCCAGUCUGACGCCCCCGGUCACCCCGAUCGGCAAGGAAGCCGGGGACCCUGAGCGAUCCAUCCCAAGUCCAUUGGAGGAAACAAACUCCGAGCAAACAGCCGCGCAGGUGAAAAGGAACGUGAUCACCCCGCUGCGCUUCUCGGACGAUGUGGAAAUUUGUCGCGACAGCGCGGAUCGCCCGAUCGAGUUUGGUCGAGGCGCGUGGAGUAUAGUAUACAAGGCGCGCUCGAUUCCCAGCGCUCCCGCUGCCAACCUCCAUACUCCGCCCAGCUCGCCGAUCACCACGAGUCGCAUUCUUGCGGUGAAAGCGCCAUUGCGCCGCGAUGCCCGAAAAGUGCUCCAGGCCGAGGCGCUGACAUUGACGCGUCUGAAUUUGACCCCGGGCUACGAGCAGCAUGUCGUGCCGUUCCAUGGCCUCCUUUCAGAUUCCGAUGCGUUGGUCAUGUCCGCCGUUCCCCUGGCGCUGUCAACAUACAUCGAAGACCAAGCCGAUCUGCGAAAGAAGCAGCCCUCAACAGCGACCAUGUACGACCCCGUCCAAGGACCAGAUUCAUGGCGCGAUAUGGCGCGCAAGUUGAUCAGUGGCCUGGCAUGGCUGCAUGAUACUGCAGGUAUCAUCCAUGGAGACAUCAAGCCUCACAACGUCCUCCUCCGCUCAAUCGCAGCCGACGAGAGCGCAUUCCCUCACGAACCCCUUCUCGCAGACUUCUCUUCCGCGAUCGCCAUACCUUCAGACUCCGCGCAAACCCCGGAUCCAAACCACGCCGCGAUGUCAGCAUUCACGCCGCCCUUCACCGCGCCCGAGCUACUCACGCUCGCAUCUUUGAAAUCCGGCGACGUGCUGUCGACACCAGCCUCGGACGUCUUUUCACUUGCGGCUACGUUGAUCGCCGCCGCAACUGGGGAUCUUCUUCUGUAUCCUAGCGCAAAUAAGAUGCAGCGUCUAGCUAUGGCACGCGACGGACACCGCAUCCUUGACUUCACUCGCUCCGGCUCAAAUGGCUGCCGCGUGCCAUGCAGAGGGUUCGUCGAGAAACUUACCCAACCAGCUGUUGCCAAAGACCCGACCCAGCGUAUUCCUACGCAGAACUGGCUGGUGCUAGCAUCUUCGUGA
Molecule: messenger RNA, 1188 nt
Organism: Penicillium canariense
Lineage: Eukaryota; Fungi; Ascomycota; Eurotiomycetes; Eurotiales; Aspergillaceae
Product: protein kinase domain-containing protein
Exons: 1
Coding region: 1-1188 (395 amino acids)
Biological process (GO): protein phosphorylation
Molecular function (GO): ATP binding; protein kinase activity
Source: RefSeq, a predicted model, not a curated record